AUGGGCUCGCCCUCACGACCACCAAGCGUGCGCAAACGUCAAAGCAUGCAAAUCAUGGAUCUGCAGACCCAACUCGACCAAUUAGCCGCGCAAAACCAAGCUGUCGAGGAUGCUAAGGCCAAGGCUGAAGAGGCCUUACAGGCUGCGCAAAGUCAGCGACAGAUUGACGAACAGCUUGUAGCCGAGGAAGUGGAAGCACGUGACCGCCAGAUUCACCAAAGGGAUAUUGACAUCGCGCAACUCAAGGAUACACUUCAGCGGCUACAAGAAGAGAUUGCACGCCUGAAUCAACUCAACAAUGCACUAACAGAUGCCAAUCGCAACCUGACUAACGAUGCGAAUGAACGGUAUGGGCAACUUCAGUCCGAGGGACAAAUGGUGCAUGAGCAAUGGCAAUCAUCGCAGCGAGAGCUGGAGAGCCUUCGCAGUCAGUACGCACAACUUCAGUCAGAAGGCCAGGCCAUGCAACAACAAUGGCAAACAUCGCAACGAGAUUUGGAAGAACUUCGCCGCCAGCAUACCCAGAUGCAGCGAGGUUUGGCAGAUGCCGUUCGUGACGAAGUUGGCGAAGCACUGGAUGAACGCAACGCCGAGAUUGACCGCUUAACUGGAGAACUCGCAACCGCGCGCGAACAGAUCAAGAACCUCCAGAAGCAGAUCCUAGCUUCCAAGAAGCCAAGCGAAAGCUUCCUCACUGUCCGCGAUGAGGACUACUUUGACAGCGCCUGCCAACAACUCUGUCAACAUGUCCAGCAAUGGGUACUCCGAUUCUCCAAGUUCUCGGAUACUCGUGCGUGUCGCCUUUCGUCCGAGAUCGCAGCCGAUACUCGACUGGACGCUUCAACGCGCCAAAAGAUUGACACUAGGCUGGACAAUGCCAUUCUCGAUGGCUCAGAUGUCGACGCACUUCUGGCGGACCGCGUCAGGCGUCGAGAUGUCUUCAUGUCAGUGGUCAUGACUAUGAUUUGGGAGUACGUCUUUACUAGGUACCUUUUCGGUAUGGACAGGGAACAGCGCCAGAAACUCAAGGCGUUGGAGAAGACGUUGUCGGAAGUCGGCCCACCUCGCGCCGUGGCACAAUGGCGAGCUAUCACACUUACCCUUCUUGCAAGGAGAGAGCCUUUCAUGCAGCAGCGCGCCCAAGACACAGAAGCCGUGGUACACGAAAUCUACAGCACGCUUUCGACACUGCUUCCGCCACCAUCGCAUCUGCAGAAGCAGAUUCAGGAAUCACUGCGCAACGUCAUGCGCUUGGCAGUCGAACUAUCAAUCGAAAUGCGGACCCAACGCGCGGAAUACAUCAUGCUGCCGCCGCUACAGCCUGAGUACGAUACCAAGGGCGACCUUGUGGCCAAGGUCACAUUCAACGCCUCUCUCAUGAACGAACGGUCAGGCGAAACAACGUCCAACGACGAGCUCGAAGCCCGUGGUGCAGUAGUCAAGGUCGUACUAUUCCCACUAGUUGUCAAGAAGGGCGACGAUUUCGGCGAGGGCGAGGACGAGAUUGUGGUUUGUCCAGCGCAAGUGCUAGUGACAGGAACUAGGAGUAAAAAGGUAGUCAGGGUCAUGAGUGGAGCCAUGUCGAUCAAUCGUCCCGACUCACGAUCAAGUCGCAUCAGCCGGGUAACGAGCGUCGCGCCUCCUGAGAGUACCAUCAUGGACUACGAGCAAGGUGGAAAGAACAUGUUCUAG
Molecule: messenger RNA, 1692 nt
Organism: Alternaria postmessia
Lineage: Eukaryota; Fungi; Ascomycota; Dothideomycetes; Pleosporales; Pleosporaceae
Exons: 2
Coding region: 1-1692 (563 amino acids)
Source: RefSeq, a predicted model, not a curated record